Fundulus heteroclitus (mummichog) is the source of this 813-nucleotide messenger RNA. RefSeq names its product kinesin-like protein KIF20B. Lineage: Eukaryota; Metazoa; Chordata; Actinopteri; Cyprinodontiformes; Fundulidae. The transcript has 5 exons. The record is from RefSeq and is a predicted model, not a curated record. Bases 321 to 662 code for a protein of 113 amino acids.
AUUGUAGCCGGGGCUGCUGUCCAGGAAGUAGGGCGCUGUGCGCUGGUUCUCUUGCCCAUAUAUGGAAGAGGCGGUGACAGAGCACACCUGGUGGGGGUGAGACAGAGGUAAACAGGCUGAAGGAGAAGGUGCUGCAGCAGAACCAGGGAGCCGGCGGGCCCUCAGAGGACCUGGACCUGGCCAAGGAUGAAGCUUCACGAGCUCAGGAGAGCUUAAAGAUCCUGACAGAGAAGAGCCAGGCUGAACGCAGGAGGUGGCAGGAGGAGAAGCUGUCUCUGAUUGGUCAAGCCAAAGAGGCAGAAGACAAGAGGAACCAGGAAAUGAGGAAGUUUGCAGAAGACCGAGAGCGCUACUGCCGCCAGCAGAGCCUCUUAGAGUCCAAGCUGCUGGAGAAGGAGGCGGCCAUGGAGAGCUGGAGGAAGGAGAGGGACGCCCUGGUUGCUGCCCUGGAGGUGCAGCUGCAGAAGCUGCUGUCCAGCCAAGCAGAGAAAGACAAAGUCAUGAAGGAGCUGAGUGAGCAGAGCUCAAAGCAGCCAGCAGAGGUCAGUGUGGCGCCACCGCUUCCUUCCUCCUACGUCCUGCUGUCUCCCGAUCUACGAGCAAACACCCGGAUCCCUCAUAAGCGCUCGGAGGAAGACGCUCCGCAGUCAUCUUUACGUUGACAACUGUCUGGACUACUUUGGCGAGCGGUAAGUUUAAAAUAUAUAUGAAUAUUCUCUCUUUGUUUAUUACAAAUACCGAGCAUGCUGCAAAGACGGCAGAUUGAUACGAACUCUUUCUGUUACCGUCUCGGUUUUAGCCGUUGUGUCUGUC